Dioscorea cayenensis subsp. rotundata (Guinea yam) is the source of this 1695-nucleotide messenger RNA. RefSeq names its product cytochrome P450 78A5-like. Gene Ontology annotation, molecular function: monooxygenase activity; oxidoreductase activity, acting on paired donors, with incorporation or reduction of molecular oxygen; heme binding. The record is from RefSeq and is a predicted model, not a curated record. The transcript has 2 exons. NCBI's taxonomy places the organism in Eukaryota, Viridiplantae, Streptophyta, Magnoliopsida, Dioscoreales, Dioscoreaceae. The coding region runs from base 57 to 1574 and encodes 505 amino acids.
UCCACUUCCCAUUCCCACUUCCCAUUCCCACUUCCCGACUUCCUAACUUCCAAAGGAUGUCGACUUCCGGCGUUGAUUUCUCCUUCUGUUUUUUCUUGUUUUCCAAAACUCCGAUUCCGCCUCCACUCCUCGCUCUUCUUCUCGUCGUUGUUUCUUUCUUCUUCUUCUUCUCUCCUGGUGGGUUUGCUUGGGCGUUCUCGCGUGGCAUUCCUGGGCCACCGGGUUUUGUUCGUGCUUUGUCUGGUCCUGUUGCUCACCGGGCUCUUGAUAAACUAUCGAGGUCUUUUCAGGCUGUUGAUUUGAUGGCUUUCUCUGUUGGUUUUACUCGUUUUAUCGUUUCUAGCCAGCCGGAGACGGCGAAGGAAAUCUUAUCGAGUUCUGCUUUUGCUGAUAGGCCGAUUAAAGAGUCGGCUUAUGAACUGCUUUUUCAUCGGGCAAUGGGUUUUGCUCCGUUUGGGGAUUAUUGGAGGAAUCUUAGACGUAUCUCUGCUACUUAUCUUUUUAGUCCUAAGAGGAUCUCGGCUUCCGGGGAGCAUCGGAGGUUGAUUGGGUGUCGGAUGGUGAGUGAAGUCCAGGAGUUGAUGGGGAGUUCUGGAGUGGUGGAGCUCAAGAAAGUUCUGCAUUUUGGGUCUUUGAACAAUGUUAUGAUGAGUGUUUUCGGGAAAAGUUACGAUUUUGGGAAAGGGGAAGGGCUGGAAUUGGAAGGGUUGGUGCGUGAAGGGUAUGAGUUGCUUGGGAUGUUCAACUGGAGUGAUCACUUGCCCUUGUUAGGGUGGUUGGACUUGCAAGGUGUCAGGAGGAGGUGCAAAAAACUUGUGGCCAAGGUGAAUGUGUUUGUUGGGAAGAUCAUUGGGGAGCAUAGGAAUAGAAGAGUUGGUGGUAUUGCAUGUGGUGUUGGUGACUUUGUUGAUGUUUUGCUCGAUCUGGAGAAGGAUGAGAAGCUCUCUGAUGCUGACAUGAUUGCAGUUCUUUGGGAGAUGAUCUUUAGGGGCACUGACACUGUGGCUAUCCUUCUGGAAUGGAUCAUGACCAGGAUGGUCUUGCACCCUGACAUUCAAUCCAAAGCACAGACUGAAAUUGACUCCGUUGUUGGGAACUCAAGACUUGUCACUGACUCUGACAUUGCCAAACUCCCAUACCUUCAGUCCAUCGUUAAGGAAACUCUCAGAAUGCAUCCACCAGGUCCACUUCUCUCCUGGGCACGCCGUGCUAUACAUGAUGUUCAAGUUGGUGAUCAUGUCAUCCCUGCUGGGACAACAGCAAUGGUGAAUAUGUGGGCGAUAACACAUGAUGAGUGCAUCUGGUCUGAGCCCAAUGAAUUCAAGCCUGAGAGAUUCAUGUUGGAGGACAUUAGCAUCUUGGGUUCUGACCUCAGGCUGGCUCCAUUUGGUUCUGGGAGGAGGGUUUGUCCCGGCAAGGCCAUGGCUUUGGCUACUGUUCAUCUGUGGCUAGCUCAGCUUCUUCAGAGCUUUAAGUGGGUGCCCUCAGAGAAGGUUCCUGAUUUGUCUGAGUGCUUGAAGAUGUCCCUUGAGAUGGAAAAUCCCUUGCUUUGCAGGGUUAUUCCAAGGUACUGAAGUGCGUUUGGCUGUUAUGUGUUUUCAUUAUCACCACAUGAGUUGAUGAUGUCGCUUGGUCUGUGGUACUUGGUUAUAUGUUUUUAUCCUAUCUAGUCUUUUAUUGUGUGGUAAUGUUUAA